Molecule: messenger RNA, 4629 nt
Organism: Fundulus heteroclitus (mummichog)
Lineage: Eukaryota; Metazoa; Chordata; Actinopteri; Cyprinodontiformes; Fundulidae
Product: intelectin-like
Exons: 8
Coding region: 1139-2146 (335 amino acids)
Molecular function (GO): oligosaccharide binding
Source: RefSeq, a predicted model, not a curated record
UGGAAAGUGAGAAGAGCAACGUGCAGCAAUUAAAAGACGGAGAGGAGAUGGCAACACACCAGCAAACGUCUAGAUGACCAUUCAGGUGGCGGAUAAAACAGGUCUCUCUCUUUCCACCAUCUUCUCAGCCGAAGUCACUCCUAUGAACAAUGAAUGAACCAUAUAAUAGUGCAGACAGUGCAAUAGAGUUCACAGUGUCCAUGUGGUAACUAGUUUUGUAUGUACAGGAGUGAAGUAUUAUUGGGAGCUUGUGGAAUGAAGUUGUAGUGGAAUCUGGUUGUUCUGCAUUUGAAGCUAUUGAACGUCUUGCCAGAGGGCGGCAGGGAGAACAGUCUAUCGUCGGGAUGGGAGGGAUCUUUUAUGGUUGUCUGAAUCCUGGUCAGGAGGGGGAAAACGUGCAUCCCUGCCUGGUGCCCCUCUGAAGUCAUGACCUCUAUCUAAUAGAACACCUAUUAGAUAAACUAGAACAAAAUAUUUGAGUCAGGUUCAUCUUGUGCCUUACUGGAAUAACGGUCAAACAUUUCCGUGAAAAAUAUCCCAAACUUUGAUGACAGCCUCCUGAGAUGACUUGAAACUAUUAUAGAUGCAAAGGGUGUGGCAUCUCCAUAAUAAAGGGUGUACAUUACAAAUCAGAUGUGAUUAAAGUUUAAAGUUCAGGUGUGUUAGUGAUAAGGGAUAAGUUAUUGGCAAACAGCAAAGUCAGCAUAUUAUGAUGACCCAGUAAAAUACAAAGACAAAAUAAGACAAGAGAAGAGAAGACCUUAGACAGCAUUGUAAUCAGCAGUUGUUUCCUGGUCUGAUUGUUGUUGCAGAAGCUGCUGCCAGGAAAACGGAGGAAGUAAUAAGGUUAUUGGCAAAAGCUGAUAACUUAUGGUAAAACGAUUUAUGAUCAUACAUAAAAGUUGAGAUGUGCUAGAAUUGACAACAACAGUUCUCUAGGAGUCUGAGAAGUGAGUUUCAGUUAUUUUCUAUAAGACGUGCCUUAGGAAAGAGGUAAGUCUUCACACUUUUAUUUACUACAUAUUAGGCUUGUUGACCUAUUAUAGAAUAAAUUGUGUAUUAUGUUCAUCUAAAUAGUUAAGUAGUUAACAUUAUUGGUAGUGGUUUCACAAACUUUAAAUAAUUCUUCUUUGCAGAGAUGCUCAGCCAUUCACUUUUGUUUUUGGGGAUUUUUGUGAUCUUGGGGCAUGGAUUCCUUGCUGAUGUCCUUCCACAAGCAGAAAACAAUGGCACUGACUUUGCAGAAGUUAUUUUGGAAGACAGUGAGAACCUCACCAGUACAAACUUUGAACUGUUGCGGAGAAAGAGCGACAGAUUCAAGUACGUUGCCCGGAGCUGUAAAGAAAUCCUGGAUAUUUAUGGGGAACGAGAAGAUGGAAUAUAUUACUUGACUACAACUAAUGGGAUGAAGUAUCAGACUUUCUGCGACAUGACCACUGCUGGAGGCGGCUGGACUCUGGUGGCCAGUGUCCAUGAAAACAGCAUUUAUGGCAGAUGCACUGUGGGGGAUCGCUGGUCCAGUCAGCAGGGUAACAAUCCAAAUCUGCCGGGUGGAGAUGGAAACUGGUCCAACAGGAACACCUUUGGUGUAGUAGAGAGCGCUACGUCUGAUGAUUACAAGAAUCCAGGUUACUAUGACAUUGUUGCUAAAGAUAUGUCUGUGUGGCACGUUCCCAACAACUUCCCGAUGGAGCACUGGAACCUGGCAGCCAUUCUCCGCUACCACACGGACAACAGCUUCCUUCGUCUUUAUGGGGGAAACCUCUUCAGCCUGUUUAAACAAUUUCCAGUAAGGUACAGCGUUGGCUCAUGCUCCGAUAGAGGACCUGCAGUUCCCAUUGUGUAUGACCAUGGAGACAGGGAGUCCACCCGUAAUUUAUAUGGACCAAGAUCAAGAAAUGAGUUUGAUCCAGGCUUCAUCUCAUUCAGAGCCAUAAAUAAUGAACGAGCAGCCAUGGCUAUCUGCUCUGGUGUCAAACCCAGAGGGUGCAACACAGAACAUUAUUGUAUAGGAGGAGCAGGAUAUUUCCUCAAGGACCAGUGUGGAGAUUUCCCAUCAUUUGACGCUGACAGGCUGGGAGGAGACCAAGGUUGGAGCGCCUCCAAGGAGAUGACUGAGUCUGCUGUCCUGCUGUUUUACCGCUGAAGGGGCUCUAUACUGUUGGAUAAAUGUAUUUAAAUAACUCCACAGUAGAUGGCACUAUGCUACCAUGUAUAAACAACACUAACUGGAAGUUAGAGCUGAUUUAAACAGGAAGUGAUGAAAAUUAGGGAGACAACAGAGUAUUAGAGACUCAUAAGUAAAGACUGACAUCAGUCAUAAAAAUGUAAAACUUAAUAUAUGAGCUCAGAGACGUGAUUUUCUUUAACAAAGAGAGUACUCAUAAUUACAGGAAUUAAACAGAUUCAUAUAAGUGGCUCUAUUUGUUUUUUUUUUUAAAUGUCUGAUUGUCUGAUUGUAUUUUUAGAUAAUUACGUUCAGCAACAAGGCAUGUUUCUCAGAGGUUGCUCAUUUUCAUGCAAAAACAACACAACACAACAGAGAGGCUUUUCAGUGAACGAACAUGUAAAAGUAAUAAGAGCCAAAUGGGUUUUCAGAAAACAGAUGGGUACUGCAGAUUCCUUAACAUAACUGAGUUUGUAAAGAUCAAAUUUUAAAUUACUGAGCAACUUUUCAUCUACGGUUGCACUGUUCCUAUGUUUCAAAUGGUUUGCAUGUUCAGAAAAAUGUUUCUUGUUAUAGUCUUUUACACAUCUUUUCCCACAUUUUUGUCACCCUUGGUAAAGAUGUAUAAAAGCCUUACAAUGAUUUCAGCUUUUAUUGCCGUAGCACAAUUACACAGUACGGAUGGUUAAAAAGUCUAAUCUUAACAAGCUGGUCCUGGACAACAACCUGGACCUCACUGAGGAGCUGGGAGAGAGGAAGAUGCUAGCAAAACUGACAUCCAUCAUGGGCAGCAUCUCUCACCUCCUCCAUAGUACUGUGAGAGCUCAGAGCAGCUUUUUUAGCAGCAGGCUGCAGCACCCACAAUGUAAGAACGAGGGCAUCUUGAGAUCCUUCAUCCCCUUUGCCAUUAGACUCUUCAAUAAUCAUGUGCAAUAAAUCCCAUGUGCUUUAUAGGUCACAACACGAAAGUAGUAUAAUACUGUCCACACUGCAAUUUCGUUUGUGUAAUGGCGUUUCACUGAACCUAAAUUCAAUAUAAGUUUCAAGCAAUAUCUGGUUCUUUCUCUUUAUGUGAUUUCCGCAGACAAUAAUGUGGUUUCAUUUGUAUAAAUGUAUACAUUGUUGGACAUAUCUCUGUGAAUUUAAAAUUUCUAAUCUCGGUUUUAUUAUUCCAUUACUAAGGGUAUUUUAUUCCUAUAGAUUUGUUUAUAUUUUCCCAUCCAUUCACCCAUUUUAUAUACCCACUUAUCGGGGUUGCGGGGGUCAUCUUUUAUGGCUGUAGGAGGAGAACAAAUGCAUGCACAGGGAGAACAUAUUUUUCAUAUGUUUUAUAUUCACUGGGGUGCUUCUGCUGUAACAGGUGAGUUUCCCCAUUGUGGGAUUUACAGAGGCCAAUGGAUUUUAAGUAAAAUUAUUUAAUGUGACAAAGACCUCAGCAGAGCGGAAUAAUUGUUUAAAGGAUUUUCUAAUCCUCAAGAAAUGUACUUAAAUUAAAGGCUGGAUUUCAGUGUCAGGUCAUUCUACAACAAUAAAUGAUUGAUUCAUUUGAAGGCUAUUUUACACAUCUUUACAAGGGAUGCUGUGGAGGAUCUCUCCAAAAAUCGAUUCAAUGAAAGUCAACAUGUUGUGCUUUAUGGUUGCAAUUCAGAUUGGCGGACAUAAAAGUCUGAAACUAACAUUGGUAUUGAGGGCAAACAUUGCAUUAGUGGAAUCAGUUCAUUGGGUACACAGAAUCACAAGAUCUCCACAUCACAAAAUGUCUAUUUCUUCCUGUUAUACUGAUAUUUGAGCAGGUUCUGAAAAACUAUGUCACCUGCUCCUAUGCAGUGCUUUGGGGAGUUUUAAAUGCAAAUACAAAACUUUUGUGGAAAAGACUGAAUUAAAUACAAAUUCUUACUAGAGGUGCUCCAAAGAGGGAUUUUAGUCCCUUAUACCAAUCCGAGCCAAAAAAAAAAAAAAAAAGUAUAUUUGCUAAUAUAAAGUCUCAUUUUGAUACUUCAUUGUACAUGGCAUUGAUGUCUCUCUGUUCAUAUGAGAAUCUACACUCAUUACAUAGCUGGGCAACAAUGUUCAUAAGUGAUCAAACUUUCUAAAGAGAAGAUGUUUAGCAUUAAUGAAAACAUUCUUAUUAAUUUCUAGAGCUGCAUCAUCCAAAGCAUUCUGACCACCUUCAUCAAUGCAUUGUAUUGUUUGACAACAAACAUCCGCAGUGGUUUGGAUGAAAGAGCAACUUGUCAAAGCAGCCCCUACAUCGCUGUAGGAUGUCCAUGCAUGGAGAAUACAUUGUAGAACCAGCCUCACUAUCUGUGAACACGUUAAUGUCCACCUCUCUGUUGCUCAGGUGGAGAUGCAGACGUCUGAAGUGUAAAAGAUUGCUACUUAACAGCUUCUCUCCUGAAGAAGUGUGGAGGAUUAACUCCUCCAAACACUCAGGUCAAAACCUAGAACUGGACAAUCAAAAU